GCAUGCGCACACACACACACACCGCAGCUCUGCGCUCUCCCAUUGGUCCACAGCCGGCUGACUGCACGAGAAUAGGGGAACUUUUGGAGUGAACGGGCAGAUGAGUUCAGUGUGUGAGUUGGCCGACUGACAACAAGUGGUUUUCCGCUGAGAACUAUUUCACAGCUCGGAGGAGAGGCAGCUGCUCAGUGUCUUCAGUGUGUUUCACUAACAAAGUAAUGACUGACACUACCGCGCUCAGCUUUUAAGAGAAACCUGCUCGUCCGCUGCGGUGUUUGUGUGUCCCGGAUGAGUCGUGAGUAAUUAGUUGAUUUGCAUCACCCGGCGCUCCCGGUUCAAUCUGCAGGGAAACCUGGCCACAAGUCGCCAGGUGGACGGCGACAAAGGCUGCUGAGUGCUCAGCGUUUCAACUUCUCUCUAACUCACCAUAACUUUCCUACACCUGUCCAACAUGUACAGCAUGAUGGAGCACGAGCUGAAGCCGACCGGCCAGCCACCUUCUCACCAAACCACCCAGGGAAUGUCACCGGUCACGGGCAACAUGACCGGGAGCAUGGGCAGCAACGGCAACUCUCACCCGAGCUCCAAAACGGCGUGCGCACCUGGAGUGGACCCCAUGGAUAAAGUCAAGCGGCCCAUGAACGCGUUUAUGGUGUGGUCCAGGGGACAGAGGCGCAAAAUGGCUCAAGAAAACCCCAAAAUGCACAACUCAGAGAUCAGCAAGCGGCUCGGAGCGGAGUGGAAACUCCUAACCGACGCCGAGAAGCGGCCUUUCAUCGACGAGGCCAAGCGGCUCCGCGCGGUCCACAUGAAGGAGUACCCCGACUACAAGUACAAGCCGCGCCGCAAGACAAAGCCCCUGCUCAAGAAGGACACUCAGGUGGGCAAGUACCCGCUGUCAGCCGGGAACCUGCUGGCGGCGGCGCAAGGCCAAGGUGGCAGCCCGAGGAUGGACAGCUACGGCUGGGGUCCCACCGGCGGGUACGCCGGCAUGCAGGGCGAGGCGCUCGGCUACACGCAGCAGCUCCACCGGUAUGACCUGUCAGCUCUCCAGUACCCACCUGCGAUGACGGCGGCGCAGACGUACAUGAACGGAGCCAACUCCUACAGCCCCAUGUCAUACAGCAGCAGUCCCCAGCAGCCCAGCCCCGUCACCAUGUCCAUGGUGAAAGCAGAACCAGUGUCCCACUCGCCUCCGACGGGAACGCCCAACCACCACCGCGGCCCUUUGCAGGGCGACCUCAGGGACAUGAUCAGCAUGUACAUUCCCGGACCAGGAGGGGACGCCGGCGACCCCACGGCAGCACAGAGGGGCUACACCAGUGUCCAGCAGCACUACCUCACCGGAACCGUCCCACUCACACACAUCUAGGACUGGAAGUGGGAGUCGUGGGGGCGGGAGGGUUAUCUGAGUGGGAGGAACAGAAAUGCUCACGAUGCACAGCUGGCGGGACGGGAGAUGGAGUCAGG
Messenger RNA from Epinephelus lanceolatus (giant grouper), 1470 nucleotides. RefSeq names its product transcription factor Sox-19b-like. Gene Ontology annotation, cellular component: nucleus. NCBI's taxonomy places the organism in Eukaryota, Metazoa, Chordata, Actinopteri, Perciformes, Serranidae. The record is from RefSeq and is a predicted model, not a curated record. Gene Ontology annotation, molecular function: RNA polymerase II cis-regulatory region sequence-specific DNA binding; DNA-binding transcription activator activity, RNA polymerase II-specific. Gene Ontology annotation, biological process: neuron differentiation; brain development; positive regulation of transcription by RNA polymerase II.